AUGAUGAUGAUGCUUCUCAUCUUCCAACAAUGCAUGAAAAUCCUCACCCUGCCCAUCCACGUGCUUGCCUAUUUUGGCUUAUGGGACCCUAUUUGUAAAAGAAUUUUCCCGUUUCUCGUGAAGACAGCGAGCAAAUCCUACAAUGCAAGAAUGCACAAGGAAAAGGAGACGCUAUUCAAGCACAUGCGGGAUUUCGCCAACGCCUCGGGAAAGCUCCACGUGUUGGAGAUCGGCGUGGGCCCCGGCACCAACUUUGAGUUUUAUCCACCCAACUCGCGCGUUACCUGCGUGGACUACAAUCCCAACUUUAGAAACGUCCUCCUGGAGAGCAUGGCUCAGAAUACGCACCUGCAGUUCGAGAAUUUUGUGGUCGGCUCCGCCGAGAACAUCUUUUCGAUACCGGACGGCUCUGUGGAUGUGGUGGUUGGCACGCUGGUGCUUUGCUCUGUCGACAACGCCCAGGCUGUCCUGAAGGAAGUUGUGCGAGUGCUCAGACCGGGUGGUGUAUACUAUUUCAUGGAACAUGUAGCAGCUGACAGAUCAACCUGGACCUACUUCUGGCAACAAGUCUGUAACCCUACCUGGGGACAUGUGGGCGAUGGGUGCUCCUUGUUAAAAGAGAGCUGGAAAUAUAUAGAGAAUACGGGGUUUUCUAAACUGAACUUGCAACACAUCAUAGGCCCAUUGGUCAUAUAUGUAAUGCGUCCCCAUAUUUAUGGAUACGGUGUGAAGUAAUUGUUCAAUCUGGAGAAAGCGUCUUUCUCUUAAAAUCAGAUUUCUGAAUAUAAGGAAUUAACAGUAACAAUGCAUAUGCUGCAAUAAGAAAAGGGUUUCCUCUAUUCUAUAUCAUUCAGAGUUGAGAAAGGUUCCUAAAUGUUCAGGCUGCACUAAGCCUAAAUGGUACCUUGGAUCAAAUUUGGAGGGAGGGCAAAUAAUAAAUGUAAAAAUUAAUUUAAAAAAACAAAAGACCAUGUGGGGAGAAAAGCCCCCAUCAUUUUGCUGUGGCAUCACUUAGACACCAUGUCAGCUGCCCAGGAAGGACAGCUCGAGGAGGCCUUUUUUUUUGGGGGGGGGGGUAUUACACGUAACCUGUGUGGAAUUCUCUAGUAACAAACCAGUAAUGGAAAAAGCUCUAACUUAAGCACAAGCAGAGCAGGGAAUCUUGCUUAAAUAGUACUUCAGGCAGAAGACUUUGUUGGCUUUUAGGAGAGGCCUAUACAGAAAGACUUUUCUCAGCUUCUUUCUGCCUGUGCUUGUAGAGAGGGUAAAACUGCAUAUAUUGACAUGGGAUUAGACUGAAAUCUAAGGCUUAGCAUUUAGAAACUGAUAAUGUUGUAUCAAAGCUUGCUAACUGCUGAAUUAUGUAUUAUCUCCUAGUUUUACUUAUCAUGCUUUUCAUUUUCAAUA
Molecule: messenger RNA, 1407 nt
Organism: Protobothrops mucrosquamatus (brown spotted pit viper)
Lineage: Eukaryota; Metazoa; Chordata; Lepidosauria; Squamata; Viperidae
Product: methyltransferase-like protein 7A
Exons: 2
Coding region: 1-735 (244 amino acids)
Molecular function (GO): S-adenosylmethionine-dependent methyltransferase activity
Source: RefSeq, a predicted model, not a curated record